AUGGCUGAGCACCUGAAGGUGUGCUGUGAGAAAAUUGGACGUGGAUCAAAAAGCCGAAGCUGGAAAGGGAACAGUAUACCAAAAACAUUACUGAACAAGAAAACCUGGGUAAGGAUCCUCAACCGUAACCCUCUGACAGUUGUCGAAGAUCCUUUCCUUUUUAAAUUGCCAACGUUAAAAUAUCUGGACCUGGGGACCACACAGGUGCAACUGACAACAGUUGAGAACAUCCUCAUGAUGACUCUGGAGCUGGAACAUCUGAUCUUACCUAGCCACAUGGCCUGCUGCCUCUGCAAAUUUAAAGUUGAUAUUGAGGUUAUCUGCAAAACAAUCAAACUGCAUUGUAACGCUGGAUGUUACACUGGAUGGACAAACACCACACAUUGUCUAUCCACAACAUCUAUAAGGAACCCAGAAGGAACAUUCAUGAAGGUGUUGCUGGCCCGGAAGGAGAAUACCAGAGCCGAGCUCACUAUUGAACCAGAAAGGGUCCACUCAGACAGAAACGAUCCUAGCUCUUCAGGCCUCAUGAAUGAGCAGCUUGACUUUAACGAUGAAAGUGAUGUUAUUAGUUCCCUCAAUUACAUAUUACCGUAUUUCUCGGAGGGGAAUCUGGAAGAUGUGGUAUCGACAUUGCUACCAUUCAUUAAACUCUUGUUUUCUAAUAUACAGAAUGGAGAUAAUCCACUGGGACCCUUCCAAAACGACACAAAGAGCCUUACUCUUAAAUCAGUACCUAAGUCGCCUAACAAAAAUAAAGUGAAUAAGCUUUAUUUUCUAGAAAAUCUGUUAGAUGCAGAAAUUGAUGAUGUGAGAGAGAAAGAGAAAACCGCCAUGCUUGUGCAGCCGGCGAGCCAUUUAGAUCCCAAAUUCAAACGAGGAAUAUUUGAAAAGAGGUGGGAACCUGCCCAGGCAGACGAAGACAGUCUUGCAGAGAUCGAGAAGGCAGAGAGAAGGCUCCUCAGCAUGAGCAGGGCCCCCGAGGGGACAGGAAGCUUAAGGAAGAGGCACUUCAAGGAGGUGAGAGUCAAGAGCCCAUGGAGCAAGCAGAGCGCCCAGACGCCUGUGGAGAACAGCGCCAAGGACAGGCAGCUCGGGAGUCCAGCCUCAGUGGAGCUGCAGCAGCUCCAUCUGGAGCAGAAGCCCAGGGCAUUAGUGGGAAAUUCCUUCCCUUCAGAGCCCUUACUCGCAAAGGAUCAUGGGAAGGAACUCUCUUCCUCCCUAGGACCGGCCCUGGUGGACAAGGCUCCUGCUCCAAAAUCGCUACCUGAGUUCCUAGACAGACGGAAAGACUUGUCUUAUACCAUUUUUGUUUUAGAAAGUGCAAAUGCUAAUGUGAAGAGAGCAAAGGGUUCUAACCCAAAUUUACAACCUGAAGAGAGACGUGGAAACCUUAGGAAGAAAAAAUCUCAUUUCCAGUUGAUUACAAAGAGACCAGCGGCAGCAUCCUCUGCAGUGAGGAGCCUGGUAAAUUCCCCUGCACAAGAGAUCUUUUCAUCUUUAGACCUGAGUUACCCAGAAAAGCCCUUUUCAGAAUCAUAUACUGCUUCACAGCCUUCUACAGAAAAGCCUCUGGAAGAAAGUCAGGCAGCAACAGAUAAUGUUAAAGAAAGUAUUCUCAAACUAACCGUCACUGUGCCUGCAGCAACUAUAUCAGAAAAUAAACCUCGUGAGAAACCUACUACAGGUUCUAAUGUGUCUACAUCCAACUGUUCAAUUCCCACUGUUCAGCAAACCAGUGAGCCACAGUCAGACUUCACUUUCAGGUCUGACUCACCUCCUUCCAAAGAAUUUGCUCACCCAUCGCUGAUGUCACCAGGAGAACAGUUUGAAUCCCAUCUAAACCAGCAACUGCGGCCCCUCAUCCCCAACAACGAUGUGAGAAAGCUCAUCUCUCACGUUAUCAGGACUUUGAAGAUGGACUGCUCUGACCCCCAAGUGCAACUGUCCUGUGCCAAGCUCAUCUCCAGAACAGGCCUCCUGAUGAAGCUUCUCAGUGAGCAGCAAGAUUUCAAGUUGUCCAGGACUGACUGGGAUACAGACCAGUGGAAAACCGAGGCCUACGUCACCCAGAGCAGAGGAGCGCAAGGUGAACAGAAGGGUCUGGAACCAAAUCAGCUCACAAAAGCAGUUCCGGGAUACGGCUACAACAACAAAGUCAUCUUGGCGAUAUCUGUGACCGUCGUAGUGACCGUUUUGAUUAUCGCUUUCUGUCUCAUUGAGGUUUAUUCUCAUAGAGCAGCAAAAGAGGGAGAUGAAGAAAAGUUCUUAAGGAGUAAGAAAAACCACAGACAAACGAAGAGUGAGGAUGGGUUUUUCUGGAUAAGGUGCCCACUGUGGCUUAGGGACAUGUAUAGGCCUCUGCAUGACACCCGAAAGAAAAACAUGGCCCAGGACCUACAGGACAAGGAGUCCUCUGGAGAGGAGGAGAUUUUCAACAAGGAUGUACCAGGGGACAAGAAAGACGCCUUGGAGAUGGGAAAAUCGUCCACAGAAGAGAAUGAAACUGUCAGACCGUCAGAAUGA
Molecule: messenger RNA, 2526 nt
Organism: Rattus rattus (black rat)
Lineage: Eukaryota; Metazoa; Chordata; Mammalia; Rodentia; Muridae
Product: leucine-rich repeat-containing protein 37A-like
Source: RefSeq, a predicted model, not a curated record